AUGCUCAUCCUUCUCGCUCACGCGCUGCUCAACACGGUCGCCGGAUUGGGCCUGCCCAACCCGUUAGUCUUCGAGCCAUCGACUGGGGCGCUGAAGCUGGCCUCCGCAUCCGGCGCGCUGCCAAUCCUGUACGAUUCAGGCGAUCCCGAAGCAGUACACAUCGCCGUGGCGACGUUUGCCGAGGAUGUCCUGCGUGUUGUGGGCGUCAAACCCGAACUUAACGCCGGCGUGCUUCCGCCUGGGACAACUGCCGCAAUUAUUGUAGGAACUGUCGGCUCUACGCUGCUCAAGUGUGUGCGGGAUCAUGCUGGAGACAGCUUUGAAAUUCCUCACGAGCAGCUACCUCUGGCGGCACCGGGCUUAUCUACUGAUGACUGGGAGGCCUUUGACGCCCGGGUCAUUUCCCGCCCGAUCGAUGGCAUUGACGAAGCCCUAGUUAUAACCGGCAGCGAUAGGCGCGGAACGAUCUACGCCCUCUAUACCCUCUCGGAACAUAUGGGCGUCUCGCCGUGGUACUGGUGGGCCGACGUUCCGCCGACCCAACACGAGACGGUCGCGUUUCGCCGCGAUGCGGUACAUGCCCAUGGCCCACCGACGGUCAAGUACAGGGGUUACUUCCUGAACGAUGAGCAGCCCGUACUGUGGAACUGGGCGCGCGAGCAUUUCCACAUGGGCCAGAAACCGCCCUUCCAAGUGGAAAUGUAUGCGAGGAUGUUCGAGCUCCUCCUCCGCCUGAAGGGGAACUACAUGUGGCCGGCGAUGUGGGAGAGUAUGUUCGCUGUUGAUGGAUUGGAUGGCCUCCCAAACCCUCCUAAGCCGGGUCCGAAUCAGGAGUUGGCCGAGAGGUAUGGCGUGGUGAUGGGGACGUCACAUCACGAGCCCAUGUCUCGUAACCAGAAGGAGUUUACGACGUUCGGAUCGGGCGAGUGGAACUUUACAACCAACGUCGACUUUCUUCGCGGAUUCUGGCGGUAUGGUGCGGAGCGGGCUCGGGAGUGCGAAACGGUGUAUACGGUCGGUAUGCGGGGUGAUGGAGACUUGCCGCUCGAUGGAGCGGAUGUGCACCUCCUUGAGAAUAUUACUGCAGAGCAGCAGGCCAUCCUGCGAAAGGUCCACGGCGAGGAUAUCAGCGGCAUACCCCAGAUGUGGGCAAUGUACAAGGAGGUAAUGGGAUACUUUGCCAACGGCCUCGAGGUUCCGGAUGAGGUGACGCCGCUCUUGUCGGACGAUAACUGGGGAAACUUGAUGGCAGUGUUGCCUGAGGACAAGGAAUACAAGUCCGGCGGCGGGAUCUACUACCAUGCGGACUACGUCGGCGACCCGCGCGACUACAAGUGGAUCAACACUGUUCCCCUAGCCAAGAGUAAGCCGCCUGGUGAUGUUGCUGACGCAGUGUGGGAGCAGCUGAACGUCGCGCUCGCGUUCAAGACAGACGAGAUCUGGAUCCUCAACGUCGGCGACUUGAAGAUGCUCGAGGUACCGCUCGAGUACUUCUUGGAUAUGGCGUACGACGCUGGCCGAUGGCCACGCAUCUCGCUGGAAGAGUACCUCUCCCUCCGGGCUGAGCGGGACUUUGGUGCUGGCAAACUGGCGGGCGAGAUCGCGGAUAUCAUGGCACGGUACUCGGUCUACGCGUCGCGUCGGAAGGCGGAGCUAGUGGAUAGCGAGACGUUCUCAUUGCUCAACUACGACGAGGGUGAAACUGUACUUGGUCAGUGGCGAGACCUCGAAGCCCACGCCAAGGCUAUAUACGACACUCUACCAGGGCCGUAUCGCAUCCCGUUCUAUGAACUGGUAUAUGUCCAGCUCCAACUGCAAGCCAACUUGUGCCGGCUGUACAUCUCGGCUGCCAAAUCAAACCUAUACGCGACACAGGGUCGAAGUGCUGCGAAUUACUUUGCGCACGAUGCUCUCUUGGCGUUUGAGCGAGACCACCAACUCACGGCCGAGUGGGACCGCCUGCUAGGCGGUAAAUGGAAACACGCGGCUUGGAUCAAGCUCUCGACCGAGGGGGGCCAGAUCAAGGGCGAUGGCUCGGCGGAUGUGCGGGUGUGGAUUAGUGUUGACUGGUCCGCAGCGCCUCAAGUGGAUAAUAUCACUGUGGAGUUCUCGUCAAGCGACGCAAUCAUGGUGGUUACAGUCCCACUGAAACAUGUCAAGCCACCGCCAGAUGGAUGGCACGGCGCUGUAGAGGGGGACGGGUACGUCGCCAUCGAGGCGGGGUCGCCAUCAUACCUGUUCGCACAAGGGGAGUUUUCUUGGGCCGACAUACCGUAUUACGGGCGGACAGUGUCGGGGUUGGCCGUGUUCCCUGUUUCGUCGCGCGAGUUCGAACCCGGACUUGGGCCUAGGGCGAGGUAUGAUUUCUGGGCGACUUCCUCUGGCGAGGUUGAGAUCAUCCUGUAUCUUGGGCCAGCGCUCAACUUCAUCUUGGGGCGCCGGUUGGCUCUGGCGAUACAGGUUGACGAUGGGGAGAUACGGACGAUAUAUCCCGUUCCAGAGGCGGAAGCGGGAUCUUUGCCUCACGAUUGGGAGGGGGUUGUUGCGGAUGAGGUGCGUAAGGUUAGUAUCCGGGCGCAAGUUGGCAAGCCGGGAGCGCACAGCGUCACCGUGUAUGGUGUUACUGCUGGGAUUGUCCUGGAGCGGCUUAUCAUCGACUUUGGCGGCGUCAAGGCGCGGGGAUAUAGCUACCUUGGCCCGCCGGCGUCGACAAUAGUAUAG
Molecule: messenger RNA, 2721 nt
Organism: Cutaneotrichosporon cavernicola
Lineage: Eukaryota; Fungi; Basidiomycota; Tremellomycetes; Trichosporonales; Trichosporonaceae
Exons: 8
Coding region: 1-2721 (906 amino acids)
Source: RefSeq, a predicted model, not a curated record